This is a messenger RNA of Linum trigynum, 669 nucleotides long. Lineage: Eukaryota; Viridiplantae; Streptophyta; Magnoliopsida; Malpighiales; Linaceae. The record is from the annotation of a GenBank genome assembly.
AUGGGAAUUAUAUGUUGCCACAUCCUCAAGGUUAUGGUCCACCUUGGAAAUUUAGGCAAUGCCGCCAUGAAAACCCUGGCAGAACAUUUUAUAUUGAAGAGAUGGACCAUACAUGCCAAGAAGAAAGAGGUUGGUGAAUCCUCCACAAGUGCCAAGACGGAUGAGGCUCCAUACACUACUAACAUCGCAGGUAACACCACAACAUUGAGAUAUAGAGAAACCACUGCCAUGUUGAAUAAGCUUGCCACAAAACUAUCUAUUGCUAAUGAUAGAGUGUAUGAGACGUGGAUGAAAGCACUAUCUAAAAUGUGCAAGCCAACAUACCAUGCCUUGUCCCGAUCCAUAAUAAGUGAAACCGGUAAGCAUCAAAUCAGAAUAUUACUUACUGUUGCAUUGAAUAUGACAUACUUUACUACUGAAUAUGACUUGUUUUGUAGCAGGGGGUCUCAACCAUUAAGUGGUCUGACCAUGAAGCAAAAGGUUAAUCCACGGAGUCAUGGUCGGGAAAGGUACAGGUCUAGGAAUGAGAAAGCCCGUUGUAAGAAGAAGAUUCAGUAUGCCAAGCAACUUAAGGACAUGGAUAUUAUGUCACAAGUUCCCGAUACUCAACGUGGAAGGCCGAACAUCAAUGAUGACGAAGAGGACCUCAUGGAUAUGCUUGCAUUGUAG